Messenger RNA from Sorex fumeus (smoky shrew), 1134 nucleotides. Its product is annotated as zinc finger protein 239-like. NCBI's taxonomy places the organism in Eukaryota, Metazoa, Chordata, Mammalia, Eulipotyphla, Soricidae. The record is from RefSeq and is a predicted model, not a curated record. Gene Ontology annotation, biological process: negative regulation of transcription by RNA polymerase II. Gene Ontology annotation, molecular function: DNA-binding transcription repressor activity, RNA polymerase II-specific. The transcript has 5 exons. Bases 1 to 1134 code for a protein of 377 amino acids.
AUGUGCUUUGUCACUCCAGUAAGUGAUGAUAAGAUCCUGCAGCUCUCACCUGGCUGUGUAACUGCUGUCCCCACUGUGCAUACGGAGGAUAUGCCUCCAGUUUUUCCUUGCCUGAGUCCUGCUCUUCCUCCAGAGAGAGGCCCAGGACAGAGAAGCACCCGCUUCUUCCUGAAGGCCAGGCCCCAGGAAGUGGAACUCAUCACGGUGAUGGCAGAUGGAGCCACGCAGAUAACUUUUUGUGUGGAAGUUGAACAUCAUCUUCUUCAGGAGAGUUUGAUUAAGCCUGAUGGACAAAGUGGGAAAGAGAUUCAGAUGGAGAAGGAUUCUGUAAAAGUGACAGAGAUCACUCAGACAACAGGGAGAAAUACCUCUCAGAGAAACCAUCCAGGGAAGAAAUAUUAUCAAUGUAACAAAUGUGAGAAGUUCUUCCAUUUCCAGUCAGAACUUAGGCACCAUCAUAGACAUCACAGUGGAGAAAAGCCUUAUGAAUGUAGUGAAUGUGGAAGAGCCUUUGGUGAUAUUUCAUCCCUUAUUAAACAUCAGAGAACUCACACUGGAGAAAAGCCCUAUGAAUUCAGUGAGUGUGGCAGAGCCUUCAGCCAGAGCUCAUCUCUUGUUCUCCAUUAUCGAUUUUAUACGGGAGAGAAACCUUACAAAUGUAAUGAGUGUGGGAGAGCCUUUGGUCAUACUUCCUCCCUUAUCAAACACUGGAGGACUCAUACUGGAGAAAAACCCUACGAAUGCAAGGAAUGUGGAAGAGCUUUUCAUCAGAUUUCCUCACUUAUUAAGCAUCAGCGAAUUCAUACAGGAGAAAAACCCUAUGAAUGCAGUGAAUGUGGGAGGACCUUCAGCCAGAGCUCAUCGCUUGUUCUCCAUUAUCGAUUUCAUACAGGAGAGAAGCCUUACAAAUGUAACGAGUGUGGGAGAGCCUUUAGUCACACUUCCUCCCUUAUCAAACACCAGAGGACUCAUACUGGAGAAAAACCUUACAAGUGCAAGGAGUGUGGGAGAGCCUUCAGCCAGAGCUCAUCUCUCAUUGUACAUUACAGAUUUCAUACUGGAGAGAAACCCUACCAGUGUAAUAAAUGUGGCAGAGCCUUCAGCCAGAGCUCAUCACUCACUCAACAUUAUUGA